Messenger RNA from Sporothrix brasiliensis 5110, 339 nucleotides. RefSeq names its product NADH:ubiquinone oxidoreductase 11.6kD subunit. The coding region runs from base 1 to 339 and encodes 112 amino acids. The transcript has 2 exons. NCBI's taxonomy places the organism in Eukaryota, Fungi, Ascomycota, Sordariomycetes, Ophiostomatales, Ophiostomataceae. The record is from RefSeq and is a predicted model, not a curated record.
AUGUCGUUCGCAGCCGGCGCGGCCAAGCGCGCCGUCGCUUCCACAGCUUCUACAACAGCACGGCGGACGUUUGCCAGCACGGCGCGGCGACCGGGCGGCCACGGCUCGCAGUACGACCCGCCGGGCGGGUGGCUGUUUGGCGUCAAGCCGGGCGAGAAGUACAAGAACGAGGGGUGGGAGAAGCCCAUGUUCUGGGGCUUCUGCGGUAGCCUGCUGGUGUUUGCAUGCAUCGUGCCCUUCAAGCCGGACACCUCGAUACAAACCUGGGCGCUCGAGGAGGCGCGGCGGCGGUUAGAGGCCGAGGGCAUCCUGCAGGAUCCGUUCCCGCGGGCCAAGUAA